Notothenia coriiceps (black rockcod) is the source of this 2385-nucleotide messenger RNA. RefSeq names its product metal transporter CNNM4. Lineage: Eukaryota; Metazoa; Chordata; Actinopteri; Perciformes; Nototheniidae. The record is from RefSeq and is a predicted model, not a curated record. Gene Ontology annotation, biological process: magnesium ion transport; magnesium ion homeostasis. The transcript has 5 exons. Gene Ontology annotation, molecular function: sodium ion transmembrane transporter activity; magnesium ion transmembrane transporter activity. Gene Ontology annotation, cellular component: plasma membrane. The coding region runs from base 277 to 2385 and encodes 702 amino acids.
GUGGGGGGUGGUGGUGAGUUGAGGAUGACCAUAGAUUGUUAAAAUAAAGAGGGGGACGUAGGGUGAAUGCAUCACUCACUCAUGACAGAGUAUCAAAAUAAAGGAGUUGUGUAUAUGUGUAGGCCUACAGUAUGUGUGUGUGUUUGUGUGUGAUGACUAGUGAGGGGAGGAACGGGGAGUUUGUUUAUUAGCUCUACCUGUCGCUGCCCGGUAGGCGGUGAUAAUGGGGGUGUGUGUGAUGGGCGGCGGGGGGCGGAGCCGCUCGGACAUGAGUAAAUGACGUCAGGCCCUGGGUCGCCGAGCAGUGAAACAAACAUGGCGACAGAAUGGAGCGGGCAGCAGGGUUAUAUUCUCACUCUCAUUAUAUUCCUGUGGAGCGCAGUCGGUGGCCGCACGGAGACGGCGGCCGCAGCGUCCGGUGUCAGCGGCAGCCAAGUGCUCGGCAUGCGGCUGGAGAGGAGCGACAAGCCGUCCAGCACCAAUGACGAGGGUGUCAUCCAGGUGACUGAGGAGAGCUCCGUGCAGCUCCGGUUUUACGGGGUGCAGCUCCACUCGGGCGCCUGGACGCAGAUCCGCUUCACGGACCUCACGGAUGUCGCAAGCGGUGGCGCGGAUGAAGGUGAGGAGGAGGAGGAGGAGGAUGAAGCGGUAAAGGCGGCGACGAGAGGAGGAGGCAGCGGCAUGAUGGAGCCGCCGGACAGGACUUGUGUAGAUUUCACGAAGGACAUAAGCGUCGGGACCUUCUUGAACGUCAGCAGUCGAGGCUCGUCGGGGCUGCUUACCGUUAACAUUAAGCCGCUCCGCAAGACCGAGCCGCAGAAGGAGUACGGCGUGUGCAUCCGGAGCCGCGUGGAGGCUAGCAGGUGGGUGCUGCUGGGGGACACUGAUGGCAAGCUGCUGGUGUUGGAGGAGAAGAGGUCCCUGCUGCCCUUAUGGCUGCAGUGCAUCCUCAUCUCCUUCCUGCUGGUGCUCUCUGGGAUGUUCAGCGGCUUGAACCUGGGGCUGAUGGCUCUGGACCCCAUGGAGCUGCGCAUCGUCCAAAGCUGUGGCACCGAGAAAGAGAAGAAAUACGCAAGAAAAAUAGAGCCAAUCCGUAGCAAAGGGAACUAUCUUCUCUGCUCUCUGCUCCUGGGCAACGUCUUGGUGAACACCACCCUCACCAUCCUCCUCGAUGACCUGAUCGGAUCAGGUUUGGGCGCUGUGGUGGCCUCCACGGUUGGGAUUGUCAUCUUUGGUGAGAUCGUCCCCCAGGCGCUGUGCUCCCGCCACGGGCUGGCUGUAGGAGCCAACACCAUCAUGGUGACCAAGUUCUUCAUGCUGCUCACCUUCCCUGUGUCCUUCCCCGUCAGCAAGCUGCUGGACGUCCUGCUGGGUCAGGAGAUCGGCACCGUGUACAACCGGGAGAAGCUGGUGGGGAUGCUGAGGGUGACGGAGCCCUACAACGACCUGGUGAAGGAGGAGCUCAACAUGAUCCAGGGCGCUCUGGAGCUCAGGAACAAAACUGUAGAGGAUGUCAUGACGCCCAUAGGAGACUGCUUCAUGAUCCAGGCGGAUGCUGUGCUGGAUUUCAACACCAUGUCUGAGAUCAUGGAGAGCGGGUACACUCGUAUCCCUGUGUACGACGACGAGAAGAGCAACAUCAUGGACAUCCUGUACGUGAAGGACCUGGCGUUCGUGGACCCUGAUGACUGCACCACCCUGAAGACCAUCACCAAGUUCUACAACCACCCUGUGCACUUUGUGUUUCAUGACACGAAGCUGGACGCCAUGCUGGAGGAGUUCAAGAAAGGCAAAUCCCACCUGGCCAUUGUCCAGAAAGUGAACAACGAGGGAGAGGGAGAUCCGUUCUACGAGGUGCUGGGAUUGGUGACGCUGGAGGACGUCAUCGAAGAGAUCAUCAAGUCAGAGAUCCUGGAUGAGUCUGACCUUUACACUGACAACAGAAACAGGAAAAAGGUGGACCCCAAUAAAAACAAGCCCGACUUCUCGGCCUUCAAGCAGGAGGGCGACAGCAAAGUGAAGAUCUCUCCUCAGCUCAUGCUGGCGGCUCAUCGUUUCCUGGCUACAGAGGUCAGCCUGUUCAGCCCGUUCCAGAUCAAAGACAAAGUGUUACUGAGGAUCCUCAGCCACCCCGACGUCAUCCUGGAACUCAAGUUCAACGAAAACGACAAACGCUCAACGCAGCACUUCCUUUACCAGAGAGGGAAACCUGUGGACUUCUUCAUUCUCAUUCUGCAGGUACACUGCCACUUCUUCAUCCUCAUUCUCCAGGUACACUGCCACUUCUUCAUCCUCAUUCUGCAGGUACACUGCCACUUCUUCAUCCUCAUUCUGCAGGUACACUGCCACUUCUUCAUCCUCAUUCUGCAGGAGAGGGUGCCUUAG